UCGCUCCUGCAGCCGGCAUUCUCCCUGGAGAAGGAGCUCUCCUCCCUGGGCGUGGUCCGUCGACGGCAGCUCAAAGGCAUCAUCCGCUCCGGCCGGGUCACGGUCGAUGGCGAGGUGGUCCGGAACCUGAAGCAGGAGGUGGCUUCCGAGGCAGUUCUGGCCAUCGACGGGAUCGAAAUAGAUCGCGUUCCACCGCUCCUCCUGAAGUACCACAAGCCCUACGACGUGAUCAGCUCCAUGGACGAGAAGGGGUGCCAGGAUUUAUCCGAUGCGCUGCCCGGGCAAGCGGCGCCCUGGGAUGAGAACGCCGUGGAAGAGGCAAGGCUUCGACUCGGCCGUGGUCGCAAGGCAGGAAGUGCGUGA
Symbiodinium sp. CCMP2456 is the source of this 363-nucleotide messenger RNA. NCBI's taxonomy places the organism in Eukaryota, Dinophyceae, Suessiales, Symbiodiniaceae. The record is from the annotation of a GenBank genome assembly.